CCUCCACUUCCCCCUCCGUAUCACGCGCCCCUCCUGUCAUUUUCUCCCUCCCCUUUAUUAACGCAGUCUCCCCCUCCUCCCCCCUACUACGAGCUCCUUAAUCCCUCCUUAUUCGUAUCGCAAUUCUAACCUCGAUCCCCAAUUCCAGACGAGAAGAAGCGAGGAAUAGAAUUAUAGGAGGCGGAAGUGAGAGUAAGAAGGAAUAGGGAUGGAAGAGGAUAGAGGAAGCCCGGCGUUUAUGGGUUCCUCCAGCUUUCAAGAGGCGGUGGCGGAGGACGCCGGCGAUCGACUCGCUGCCGCCGUCGAGUCCCCCGAGAAGAUAUCCGCCGCCCCGGAGCUUGACUACGAAGUGGAGGAUGACGAUGACGAUACGAGCGAGGACUUCGAAUUCGCCUUCGUAAUCAAAGAUCCGAAUUCCAGCUCGGCGAUCACCGCCGACGAGAUCUUCUCCAACGGCCAGAUUCGCCCCGUGUACCCUGUCUUCAACCGGGAUUUGCUCCUUGCCGACGGCGGCGGCUGCGGCCGCGGCGGCGGGCCUGUGGGAGAGAAGUCGGUGCGGCUGCCGUUGAGGACGCUGUUGAUCGAGGAGAGGAACGCGUCGUCGUCGUCGUCGUCCUCGGAAAUGGAAGAGCUGGAUGGAAUCCCACCGGAGACGUACUGCGUGUGGACGCCAGGGUCGGUGCCGCCGUCGCCGCCGCGGUGCAAGAAGAGCAGCUCCACCGGGUCAUCCUUCCGGUGGCGGAUCCGGGACCUCGUCGGGCGGAGCCGCAGCGACGGGAAGGAGAAGUUCGUAUUCCUUGCGGCGGAGGAGAGAAACCCUGGCCGGAGCUCCGAGAAGAAGAAGAAGGUCGAGGCGGCGGCGGAGGAGGGGGAGAAGAAGGUGGAGGAGAGAAGAGGGGCGAAGAAGGGAGGUAAGGCGACCGAGGUGGAUAUGGUCACCGCCCACCGGAUCUACUACGGGAGUAGGAGCGGCGGCGGGCAAACGGCGAAGGGCGGGCGGCGUUCGUUCCUCCCGUACAAGCCGGACCUCGUUGGUUUCUUCGCCAAUGUGAACGGGCUUAGCCGGACCCACCACCCCUACUGAUAUUUUUCUUUUCUUUUUUUUAAAUUUUUAGGAGGUAUCAUCUUAUUGUUUUUUUCUUUUCUUUUUUUUGUUAGAAACUUCGUAUAUAGUCAAAAAGAUGAACCGAAUAGCCUGUCGGUGAUAGCCUUUUUACCUGUAAAUUUGUGUGGUUUGAGUGGUGGGAGAGAGUUUGUUCGUAUCCAGCUAUUUUUAUAAGCCGAUGAGUUUGUCUAUUUUAAUUAGCAGAUCAGUGUGAAUGUGUGCUAUGGAAAAGUUUGUGACCUUUCGGUUCUGCUUCUAUGGAACUUCCGUUCAUACUUGUUCAUUUUUGUUAGCAGAUGAGUUUUUUUUUCAA
Phoenix dactylifera (date palm) is the source of this 1418-nucleotide messenger RNA. RefSeq lists its product as uncharacterized. The record is from RefSeq and is a predicted model, not a curated record. NCBI's taxonomy places the organism in Eukaryota, Viridiplantae, Streptophyta, Magnoliopsida, Arecales, Arecaceae.